This is a messenger RNA of Penicillium cinerascens, 7368 nucleotides long. RefSeq names its product protein kinase MEC1 (gene atrA). Gene Ontology annotation, molecular function: protein serine/threonine kinase activity; protein binding. The record is from RefSeq and is a predicted model, not a curated record. Lineage: Eukaryota; Fungi; Ascomycota; Eurotiomycetes; Eurotiales; Aspergillaceae. The coding region runs from base 1 to 7368 and encodes 2455 amino acids. Gene Ontology annotation, cellular component: nucleus. Gene Ontology annotation, biological process: protein phosphorylation; DNA damage checkpoint signaling; telomere maintenance. The transcript is spliced from 25 exons.
AUGGCAGCUAAUGGAGAAAAUGCUCCGGGCCAAGUGCCUGAAAAUGAGCGGAGGCCCGCAGAACCAGCCUCGUCCAUCCUCGCGGCACAUUUUGCCCCGCGUCUCGCAUCCCAAGGGCACGAAGGGCAUGAAGCACAGCGACUGUCGCGAGAAACAUUCUCACAACUUCGUCAAGAACUUCUUGGCGAGAAGCACAGCCAGCUGCGCGUUGAUGAAGGCAUUACCGAUAUCAACAAACUAGUUUGUAUCGUUCUCCAGGCCGGCCUGGAAGCUAGUCCUAACAGUAGCGCCUCGGAAGAGGAUCUGGAAGGGCAGGUCCUUGACUGUCUGGAUAUCAUACAAGCAAGCAUUGAGAAAGCCCCGCAGGCUCUGUGGGACAUUUCGGACCCGCUCAUACUGGGCGAGGAAGUCCAAGCGCCGCUGUUUGCAUGGUUGAUUUUACGACUGAUGAGGUUGGCCUGCAUCUGGCAAUCUGAAGCCGCUCAGGAGAAAAUUUGCCUGGCUCUCACCAGCAUAGCUUGCCUGCAACAUAAACAGGCUCGUUCAUCUCCUUCAUUCAAUGGCAUUCCGGCAUUCCUCCGGGUUUGCACGUCGGAUAUACUAUGCUCACUGGAAGCACCUCAGGUUCAUUAUUGGCGAAAUAUUCGUCCCGCGAAGAUAUCCAUGCCUGCGCCAAAUGGGUCUCUUCUCACAGACUUGGACCAUCUGCGCCUUCCUCGCGGUCUGCUGGGAAGAAGUCUGGUACUGGGUACUUUCCACCAGGCAUUCACUCUCACCCUUACGUUGCUGGAUUCAUUCAGCCCUAAAGUGACAAAUGAGAGCCCCGACAAGUGCCAAGAUCUCAUUCUUCGUCAAAAUCUCCCCUGGGUGCUGAACGGAUACAAUCGUCUACGAAAAGUAUUAGUCAGAUGGUUGCGGAUUACAGGAUCGAAGUUGACUCCAGAGGGAAAGAAGGCCUGUUUACAAUUUUUAGCAUCCACCCGCCGUCUCUGUGUGUGUCGAUCUGCACCGACUCUACCGUCAGACAUGAGCUUGGCUUCAACCUGGACCCAAUGCAUAAGCGAGCUCAUUCAUCCAAGUAUCAGCAGCUCCUUCCCUGCGAUGCAAGUUGAACUAAGCAACUAUCUGGAUGAAUUUGUGCAAGCAACGGGACGGUCCAAGUCAUCUGCUCAGCUGUUGAGGGAAAUAUUUCUACCGGCCCUGGCAGAAAUCGAAGACCUGAACUUUAGCCUCCAGUCAAUGGAGUCUUGUCUAUGGGUCUCGCUUCAAUCUCUUCGCGCUGAACUGCUCGCAUCGACACCCGCAAGAUGCCCCUCCGGAGUUGUAUCAGGAGUUCUGGAUGAGAACUUAACUCUUGCCAGUCAGAUACAUGGUGUGACAGGCCAGGAACAGGAUCAAAAUGAUGAAACACGCGCAUCGAAGCGGAUAUGUCUUCUAGUUGAGCCCUCCGGUCAGAAUCUUCUACAAAUUUUAAUGGCAAAAGUCUCUUCGCUACUGGGCUGUGAUUGUGUUGGAAACUUGACAGAUUUGCGCGCUGCCAUUCAGACCACAUUCGAGAGCCUCCCUGAACCCCGCAAAUCAGAUAUUCUGGAGGUAAUGGGCAAAGUUUCCUGUGCCAUCACGGAAAAUCUGGCGCAGAAGCCGUUGGAGAUUGGGACCCGAGAGAUUUCUAUUUGUCUCGUCUGUGAUGGCGAACAUCUUCAACCUGGAAUUCUUCCGGAGAAAGACAUCCCUCAGUUCGAAGAUUUGUGGUCAAUAUUCAAUUUUAUCUUGCCGAAACUCGCACGCACGCCUGGUCCACGCAUCGCUGCUAUGGUAGCUUUGAAGAGAAUCUUGAUGCACUUCCCUAGCUCAAACCAGAUGCAUCUUUCAUCAUCUGCAGCUGGGGAAUUCUGUCUCCAUUCCCUUCGAAGCUCUAUCCGAGAACUUCGGGUCGCGACCGGGCAUUCAAUGGUAGCAUUUGUGCGGUCAAAUCUUCAGCCGGACAUUCGCCGAGCAAAUUUUGUUGUCGUAUUGGAAUGGUUAAAAAACCUGACCGAGAAAGAUGACAUGCCACUACAAGAAACAUGCGUCCUGACAUUGUGUCGACUUGCUAGUGUCUCAGAAGAUGAAGAGAAAAACAUCAUUCUCCUUCGUCUCUUGGAGUAUCUCGGUCAUCCAAACCCCUACGUCUGUGCAGUGGCCUACAAUGAGCUGUCUAAGCUUGCGCAGCAACUUGCAUUGACGCCCGCUGGCUUGUUUCGGCCGUAUUGGAGGACCCUAUCCGUGGUUGUUGUCAAAAACCUCCAGGCUCGGCCACAUAUGGCAGAGCAGCUUUGCGAAUUGCUUGGUAUGAAAGUUGACGGCUUCCUUCGCUUGACAGAGGUGCAUGUUCUCCCAUACUUGGUUCUAACAAGAAAACGGGACAUCAUUUGCAGAAUCGGGGCAAGUCGCAAUGAAGGUGAAUCGCCAUUUGACGUCUGUUCUGAAAAGAACAAUCUUGCUGCGAUUCUUGCUUUUCUUCUGUCUCAGCAAUCUAACAACCCAGAGGCGAUGAUCAUGUCUUUAUUGGCUGAAAUAGAUCCUGCUUUCAAAAGUCGGACCCUAGCGGAUCUGGUGCGGAUCGAGCCAAUUCUUAUUGCCUGUGAUUUACUGAAGAGCCUCGGGGAUGCUGGAGAGCAGAACAAGGAAAGGUUCCAUCAAGCACUGAGCCGCCUGGCCACAUUCGUUCCGCGGAAGUUUGCCCAUGGGAGUUCUUCAAAGAAGACAGAUUUAUUGAGUCACUUUAUUGAGGAGCAUGUUCUCGGCAUCAUCACCCAAUUCGCAAAUGCGAUUAACGACUUUCAAGUGAGGCAAACUUUGGCGGAAAAAAGGCGAAAUCUCAAGGCAAUUGAAGAGAUGAUCAACAUUGCUCAAGGCCAUGUUAGCAAUGCAUUACCCCAAGUCUGCGCCUGCCUCCGGUCUGCACUUGAUAUUGAGGAGCUAUGUGACCAUGCUUUUGCGGCCUGGAAGACCUUAAUCGGCUCGCUUAACGAGGAGGACAUCGAACCGCUCAUGGAUCAGACAUUGGCGAUUGUCAUCAGGUACUGGGACAAAUUGACAGGAGAAAGCCGAAAGCAUGCCUACCAGCUCAUUGACCAUAUCUUGACGAAUCACCCGAACUUGGUACGAGAUACUUUCAAUACCAUGCCUUCGCUAGCGUCCAUCCCUGAGAUGGCUCCGUUCGAAGCGAAAAUCAAUGAAUUGAGGACGCAAAUGGACGUUCGAAGCCAGUUCCUAGCCCUCAUUCGGCGCUGCCAAAGUGAAAAUGCCACAGUCGUUGAGCAGGCUCUGGAGGAAUUACUGCCUUUUCUCUCGGGCAACGAGGAAUUCUUGCAUGUAUCCGUUCUCAGCGAGCAACCGGAUCCUGUGAUCGCACAAUUAACGAGGGCAUUGCUUGACUGUUGCGUCAAAUUCAAUACCAGUUCGGACUCGAUCACUUUAUUGUCCUCACAAUGUUUAGGUCUCGUGGGAUGUCUUGAUCCGAACCGAGUAGAGACAGUCAAGGAAAAGAGAGACAUUCUUGUUCUGUCAAACUUUGACCGAAUGGAAGAUACGGUAGAAUUUGUUCUCUUCUUCCUCCAGCAUGUUCUAGUGGAAGCUUUCUUGUCAGCGUCCAACACAAGGGCUCAAGGAUUCCUGGCAUAUGCCAUGCAAAAUCUUCUCAAAAUCUGCAAUCUGAACAUGGCAGUCACUCAACGGACUCGAGAUCUUCAGGGUGAUGAAAAAUUUCAACGGUGGAUGGAGCUUCCGGAAAGCGUCCGAAACACUCUCACGCCCUUCCUCACCUCAACGUACACUGUCACCGUCGUUGGAGCGACCUCCAAGGUCGCAUAUCCUUUGUUAUCCACCAAAAUGACCCAUAGCGAGUGGCUUCGAACUCUUGUACAAGAUCUGCUCCAAACUGGGAAUGGCGACAAUGCAAAGCUCAUAUUCGCAGUAUGCAGCCGAGUCGUGAAAGGUCAAGAUAUUUCGAUUUCUUCAUUUCUCCUACCUUUCGCCGUCCUCAAUCGCAUUGUCGGGGGGACCGAACAAGAGUUGCAGGACCUCCAGCUUGAGUUGAUGAACGUUCUUUCGCACCCCCUUCCUGAUACUAACAACAGUGUCCGCGAAACCAUCAUAAGUAGUAGCCAGAGCGUUUUUGAGGUCUUGGACUACUUGUCGCGAUGGCUCCAGGGGAAAAAAAAGCAGCUUAAUAGUCUGAACUAUCAGUCUUACCAAUCCAGUCGCUCCCACAGAGAUGCCAGCCGAGAUGGGCUCCUUGACAAAUACACGUCGCAGGUCAAAUCUGUCGAGGCCGUCUUGGCUUCAAUUCCGCCAGAGGUCAUAUCCAAACGGGCCGUUGAGUGCAAAUCAUUUUCCAGGGCUUUAUUCCAUUGGGAGCAGUAUAUCCGGAAAUGUAAAUCACAGCCGGAAAUGCAAGAACGCUCCAGCACCGAGCCUCUUUACCAACGACUGCAGGAUAUAUACAGCCAAAUCGAUGAACCUGACGGCAUUGAGGGCAUUUCAAGCCAUUUAUCUGCGCUUAACAUUGACCAACAAGUCCUGGAGCACCGCAAGGCAGGAAGGUGGGCCACUGCGCAAAGUUGGUACGAACUCCAGCUCGAAAAAGAACCAGAUAAUGUCGACGCUCAAUGGAACCUUGUCACUUGCCUCAAGGAAUCUGGCCAACAAGAUGCCAUUCUCACUCGCUUCGAGAUUGUAAAGGACAACGAAUCUGCGGCGUCCCGAUUUCUGCCUUUCGCAGUAGAGGCAUCAUGGAUAACGGGCAGGUGGGAUAAGCUCAAGGGCUACUUGGAGCUAUGUGCGAAACAAGGUGCUGGGGACUUCAACGCGGGAAUAGGAUCGGCUCUCAACACUCUUCGGCAAAGAAAAGCAGAGACAUUCACCUCUAUCAUCAAUAGGCUCAGGCUCAACGUUGCGAAAUCAUUGACUGCCAACUCCGUGGCCUCGCUGCAAUCCUGCCAUGACGAUAUGCUCCGGUUGCACGCCUUAGCAGACGUCGAGUCCAUAGCUAAUGCGGGAGCUGCGGGUUCCCAUCCGAGCCCAGAAUUACUUGGGGCCUUAGAUCGACGUUUGGAUGUCCUAGGCGGUUAUCUUGCGGACAAGCAGUACCUUCUUGGGUUGAGGCGAGCAGCAAUGGAGCUAGCAGGCGGUUUUGCCAACUCUGACAUAGCCUCAGCCUGGCUCACCAGUGCUCACUUAUCGCGAAAGGGUAACUUCACCAGCCAGGCGUAUCACUCAAUGCUCAAUGCAGCUUUGCUGAAAGAUCGAUCGGCUACCAUUGAACAUGCCAAACUUCUCUGGAAAGAUGGACACCAUCGCAAAGCAAUUCAGACGCUGGAGGGUGCGAUAUCGGCCAAUGAGGCCACCGCCGCUACAUCUUCCUCGGCCGAUUCCGAGGCAGUGUCAUUUAUCUCCAGUCGCGGGCAGAACGCAAACGUCACGGCUGCCAGGGCGCAUCUUUUGCUGGCCAAAUGGACGGACAGAGCUGGUCAAACUCACUCCCAGGCCAUUGUUCAACGAUAUCGAGAAGCCAUCAAACUGUAUCCAAGGUGGGAAAAAGCGCACUACUACUUGGGAAAGCACUACAACAAGAUCCUCGACUCGGAAAAGAUCAAGCCCAUGGGGAAGGAGGCUCAGAUAUACUUGAGUGGGGAAGCCACGAAACUCGUUAUUGACAACUAUCUUCGCUCACUGACCUAUGGAAGCAAAUACGUCUUCCAAACGCUGCCCAAACUGCUGACACUCUGGCUAGAACAUGCUUCAAUUGUUGACCAGCCAAUUGACCCGAAACGAGGGGACAACGAAGACUUCCAGAGACACACCAAAGCUCAGCGACAGAAGAGCUUGGAUGAGAUGCAUGCUCAGCUCAAAAAAUACAUCUCGUCUCGCCUGCAAGCUGCGUUGCUCUUCACGAUCUUGCCCCAGGUGGUCGCUCGCAUCUGUCAUCCCAACAGCACAGUUUAUGACCUUUUGACGCGAAUUGUGGCCAAAGCCGUCCAUAGCUUCCCACAGCAAGGACUAUGGACCGUCCUAGCAGUGGUCAAAUCCUCCAGCAAGGACCGCGCCUCCAGAGGUUACAGCUGUCUGCAAAAGAUCACGGACUACACCAAUAAGCACAAAUCAGAGUCAUCAUCGUCCGACAUUCGCCGCAUGAUCAGCCAGGGCCAAAAGUUCUCGGAGGAAUUGCUCCGGCUAUGUCUCGCACAGGUUGAGGAAAAGGUUUCUCGGGUCGAUCUUGCUCGUCACCUCGGGUUUAACCACAAAGUUGCCCCGUGCCGCCUUGUAGUACCGUUCCAAGCAAUGCUAAUCCCAAGCCUGCCCACCACCGUCCUGGACGAUGCACAGAUCUUGAACUCACUCCAAAAGCCACGCAAGAUCAGUAUUCGAGGAUCUGACGGCAAAAUCUACAAUGCACUUUGCAAGCCCAAGGAUGAUCUACGCAAGGACCAGCGUCUCAUGGAAUUCAACAACAUGAUCAACCGAUUUUUAAAACGAGACGUCGAAUCAAGCAAGCGGCGAAUGUAUAUCAAAACCUACGCUGUGACACCGCUAAAUGAGGAAUGCGGCUUAAUUGAGUGGGUUGACAAUCUCCGAACCUUGAGAGAGAUCAUCAUCAAAAUUCUGCGUGAGCGCGGUGUUGCACCAAAUUAUACGGAGAUCAAACACUACCUGAACGAGAUAUGCGCAGACCGCUCGAUGUCCAAGUUGUCACUGUUUACAACAAAGAUCCUGGCCAAGCUUCCUCCCGUUCUUCAUGAAUGGUUUAUCGAAAUGUUUCCCGAGACCGAGACCUGGUUCACGGCAAGACUGCGUUAUACGCGGUCGUCGGCGGUGAUGUCAAUGGUUGGAUACGUUCUAGGGCUUGGAGAUCGACACGGAGAGAACCUGUCGUUCGAAGAAGGAACAGGUGGUAUCUUGCAUGUUGAUUUCAACUGUCUGUUCGACAAAGGUCAAACAUUUGAAAAACCCGAGGUGGUUCCGUUCCGUUUAACAAACAACAUGGUCGAUGCCUUUGGCGCCUAUGGGUACAAUGGGCCUUUCCGGAGAACCUGCGAAAUCACCCUCAGUCUUCUGCGACAAAACGAAGAUGCUUUGAUGACCGUCCUCGAGACUUUCUUGCAUGACCCGACCACAGACUUCAUUGGGAAAAGGCGUCGCACCCAUGCAAAUGUCCCCGAUACCCCUGCCGGAGUUUUGGAAGAUGUCCGGAACAAACUUCGGGGUUUUAUGUCCAAGCAGCCUAUUCCACUUUCGGUGGAUGGCCAAGUGGACGAGCUGAUCAUGCAAGCGACCGACAAGAAGAACCUGGCAUCGAUGUAUAUCGGAUGGUGUGCCUUUUUCUGA